AUGGACAUCGCCAUCCACCACCCCUGGAUCCGCCGGCCCUUCUGGCCCUUCCCCACGUCCAGCCGCAUCUUCGACCAGGGCUUCGGGGAACACCUCCUGGACUCGGACCUGUUCCCCACUUCUUUCCCGGCCUUCCCCACCUCCUUCCCGGCCCUGAGCUCCUGCUACCUGAGGCCCUCCUUCCUCCGGCCGUCCAGCUGGAUCGACACUGGACUCUCCGAGAUGCGACUGGAGAAGGACAAGUUCUCCGUGAACCUGGACGUGAAACACUUCUCCCCGGAGGACCUCAAAGUCAAGGUGCUGGGGGACGUGAUUGAGGUGCACGGCCAGCACGAGGAGCGCCAGGACGAGCACGGCUUCAUCUCCCGCGAGUUCCACCGGAAGUACCGGCUCCCGGCCGACGUGGACGCCCUCGCCAUCACCUCGUCCCUGUCAUCCGACGGGGUGCUGAGCGUGACCGGCCCCCGGAAGCAGGCCGCCGGCCCCGAGCGCACCAUCCCCAUCAAGCGGGAGGAGAAGCCCGCCGUGACCGCGGCCCCCCGCAAGUAG
This is a messenger RNA of Ornithorhynchus anatinus (platypus), 549 nucleotides long. It is a transcript of the gene CRYAB, whose product is annotated as crystallin alpha B. Gene Ontology annotation, molecular function: structural constituent of eye lens; protein folding chaperone. The transcript is spliced from 3 exons. Bases 1 to 549 code for a protein of 182 amino acids. The record is from RefSeq and is marked validated. NCBI's taxonomy places the organism in Eukaryota, Metazoa, Chordata, Mammalia, Monotremata, Ornithorhynchidae. Gene Ontology annotation, biological process: response to heat; protein refolding.